AUGUCCUCCAAAGCUCUAGAGUCUACGACGUUUCGUCUCGGCAACGGCAAAGACGUCCGCAUCCCAAUCGGCCAGUUCAUCAACAAUGAGUUUGUGGACAGCGUCUCUGGCGCACGCAUGGAUGUCUACAAUCCCGCUACCGGCAAGGUUAUCGGACAAGUCAGCGAGGGCGAUGGCGCCGACGUCGACGUAGCGGUCAAGGCUGCCCGGGCGGCGUAUGAGAAGGACAACCGCGCGUGGGGCUUUAUGAAGCACUAUGAGCGCGGUGUCCUGCUGAACAAGCUUGCCGAUCUCAUCGAGGCCAACCGUGAGGAGCUGGCUGCCAUCGAGGCGACCGAUACGGGCAAGCUCUACACGCAGGCCCUGAACCGCGAUAUCAUGGGUGUUAUCAAGACCAUUCGCUAUUACGCUGGCUAUGCCGACAAGAUUAUGGGACACACCUACAACGCUAUUCCAGGCGUGAACGCGUACACCAAGCUCGAGCCGAUGGGUGUAUGCGGCCAGGUCAUCCCGUGGAACUUUCCCGCGUCGAUGUGGGCCUGGAAGAUUGCGCCUGCGCUGGCAACAGGCAACGCGGUGGUCAUCAAAAGUGCCGAGAACACGCCUCUCAGCGCACUCAAGAUGUGCGAGUACGUCCGUGAGGCGGGCUUUCCUCCUGGCGUCUUCAACCUGAUCACUGGCCGUGGGCCAACGGCCGGUCAGGCGAUCGCGGAUCACAUGGAUAUCGACAAGGUAGCCUUCACCGGGUCCGGUCCGGUGGGCCGUAAGAUCUUGGAGGCAUCGGCCAAGUCAAACCUCAAGCGCGUGACACUCGAGCUUGGAGGUAAGAGCCCGAACAUCAUCUUCGAUGAUGUCAAGUCGGUCAAGGAAGCGGCCGAGUGGGCGCUGUACGGUAUCGAGAUGAACGUCGGCCAAGUGUGCGUUGCUGGUACUCGAAUCCUCGUCCAGGACACCAUUGCCGAGGAGUUUACCGCAGAGUUCACAAAACUCAUGAGCGCCGUCAAGGUUGGCGAUCCUUUCGACCCGUCGACGACCCAGGGACCGCUUGUUUCAGCUCCCCACUGGGACCGUGUCAACGGCUGGGUCAAGAUUGCGUGUGAGGACGGAGCCACUCUUGCCCUCGGCGGCAAAGACCUCCGCGAGGAGCUUGGCGGCGGUUACUAUAUCUCACCGACCAUCUUCACCGGUGUCAAAAAGGAGAACCGCGUGCUCGCAAACGAGGUGUUUGGCCCAGUCGUCUCGAUCCAGACAUUCAGCACUGAGGAGGAGGCCAUCGAAGAGGCCAACCGCACGUCCUACGGGCUGGCCUCUGCCGUAUUUUCAAACAACUACGAGCGCAUCCAAAGGAUGAACGAUGCGAUUCGCGCAGGCACCGUCUGGAACAACAUUUACAACUUUACGAGCUUUGCGAUUCCGUUUGGCGGUUACAAGGAGUCCGGUAUUGGUCGCGAGUCUGGCGAGGCCGUGUUGUACAACUACCUCGAGACCAAGGCGGUGAUCAGCAACAUGGGGAACAUCCGCUCACCCAUGGCUCCCGCGUGA
Messenger RNA from Apiotrichum porosum, 1542 nucleotides. RefSeq names its product aldehyde dehydrogenase (NAD(P)(+)) ald5. The transcript has 4 exons. Lineage: Eukaryota; Fungi; Basidiomycota; Tremellomycetes; Trichosporonales; Trichosporonaceae. Bases 1 to 1542 code for a protein of 513 amino acids. The record is from RefSeq and is a predicted model, not a curated record. Gene Ontology annotation, molecular function: aldehyde dehydrogenase (NAD+) activity.